Messenger RNA from Lucilia sericata (common green bottle fly), 552 nucleotides. Its product is annotated as general transcriptional corepressor trfA-like. Bases 1 to 552 code for a protein of 183 amino acids. NCBI's taxonomy places the organism in Eukaryota, Metazoa, Arthropoda, Insecta, Diptera, Calliphoridae. The record is from RefSeq and is a predicted model, not a curated record. The transcript has a single exon.
AUGGAUCAGUUCCCAGAGUCAGAAAUGUGCCUGGUCUGCUUCCGCUACCACCCUCUUCGCUUCUGCAAGCAGUUUAAACAGAUGACCGUAAAGCAGAGAAAAUAUGUAGUUCGGGUACAUCGAUACUGCAGUAACUGCUUUGCCCGGACGCAUCUAAUUGGAGGAUGUACGUCAAUGGAAGCCUGCCAGGAGUGUGGAGAUCUCCAUCAUACUAUGUUACAUCCGGAACAAAAUCAACGUCGACAGCAAUCACGUCGUCAACAACAACUACAGCCUCGUCAACAACCACGACUUCAGCAACAACAACCACCAAUUCGUCAACAACAACCACAACUUCGGCAACCGCAACCAACACAACGUCGCCAACAACAACAAACAAGGCGUCGCAGACAACUACAACGUCGUAGUCGACAACAACAAUCACCUCAACGACGUCAUCAACCCCAACGUCGUCGCCAAACAACCACACAACGCAGCCUUCAACAACCGUUACGUCGUCGUCAACGUAACAUACGUAGAAGGACUGGUGCUGCUCCAGAUGCGGCGGUGUAA